Budorcas taxicolor (takin) is the source of this 2498-nucleotide messenger RNA. It is a transcript of the gene KDSR, whose product is annotated as 3-ketodihydrosphingosine reductase. The record is from RefSeq and is a predicted model, not a curated record. The transcript is spliced from 10 exons. Gene Ontology annotation, molecular function: 3-dehydrosphinganine reductase activity. Gene Ontology annotation, biological process: sphingolipid biosynthetic process. Gene Ontology annotation, cellular component: endoplasmic reticulum membrane. Lineage: Eukaryota; Metazoa; Chordata; Mammalia; Artiodactyla; Bovidae. The coding region runs from base 22 to 1020 and encodes 332 amino acids.
GCCCGGGCCGCCGGCCGCGCGAUGCUGCUGCUGGCCGCCGCGUCGCUCGUGGCCUUCGUGCUGCUGCUCUACAUGGUGUCCCCGCUCAUCAGCCCCAAGCCCCUCGCCCUGUCCGGGGCGCACGUAGUGGUUACAGGAGGCUCUAGUGGCAUCGGGAAGUGCGUUGCUAUCGAGUGCUACAAACAAGGAGCCUUUAUAACCCUGGUUGCACGGAAUGAGGACAAGCUGUUGCAGGCAAAGAAAGAAAUCGAAAAACACUCUAUUAAUGAUAAACAGGUGGUGCUUUGUAUAUCAGUUGAUGUUUCUCAAGACUAUAGCCAAGUAGAGAACGUCAUAAAACAAGCACAGGAGAAGUUGGGCCCGGUGGACAUGCUUGUGAACUGUGCAGGAACGUCACUUGCAGGAAAAUUUGAAGAUCUUGAAGUUAGUACUUUUGAAAGGCUGAUGAGCGUCAACUACCUGGGCAGCGUGUACCCCAGCCGGGCGGUGAUCACCACCAUGAAGGAGCGCCGCGUGGGCAGGGUCGUCUUCGUGUCCUCCCAGGCUGGGCAGCUGGGCCUCUUUGGUUACACAGCGUACUCUUCAUCUAAGUUUGCCAUCAGGGGACUGGCAGAGGCUUUGCAGAUGGAGGUGAAGCCUUACAAUGUAUACGUCACAGUUGCCUACCCACCAGACACAGACACCCCUGGGUUUGCAAAAGAAAACCAGACCAAGCCUUUAGAGACACGUCUUAUUUCAGAGACCACAUCGGUCUGCAAACCAGAACAAGUGGCCAAACAAAUUGUUAAAGACGCCGUACAAGGAAAUUUCAACAGUUCCAUCGGCUCCGACGGGUACAUGCUCUCAUCACUGACCUGUGGAAUGGCUCCAGUAACGUCCAUCACGGAAGGGCUCCAGCAGGUGGUCACCAUGGGCCUCUUCCGCACGAUCGCGCUGUUCUACCUGGGAAGUUUCGACAGUAUCGUGCGUCGCUGCAUGACGCAGAAGGCGAAAUUGGAAACUGUAGACAAAACUGCCUAAUUCUUACCCCUUGGAAAAAGACUGAAUAAUUUACCAGCUUGCUGCUAAGUGGGACACAGUUUUGGGCUUGCAGACACUUAUGUCUUGCUUUCUAAUCUGUGAGAUUGGACCAGUGAUCUUCAGAAACCUGGCUGCAAGCAAGGGGAUUGCUGUUCAACUCCAGACUAUUAUUAAUACUAUGCAAAUACGGAGGAGACCGCUUGAUUCUCCGAGGUGGAGAGGUGAUGGUAAGGGAACUCACAGCAUGUGAGCAGGAUUCCAGAAAGAUCACUGAAAUGUUUCUUCUCUUCUACUUUUUCCCACUAGAAAUCAUGUCCAAAUGGGUUUCUGGGACCCUGUCUUUUUUUCUUGUUCUCUUUUUUAACUUGGUGUGUUUAUUACAGAUGCAUUUCACACAUUGCCGUGGGGUCUGAAUGCAUGAUAAUGUCCCUGACUCACUCUGAUGCUGGUGGCCGCUUGUGGUUUCUUUCUCUUUGAUCCCAGAAAACUACGUGGGGGAUGGGAGAGGACCAUACAGAGGAACGAAGGAGAUAAAUGUUUUCCAGUAGGGAAAAACGAUGAUUUUUUUGUCUUUUUCAGGCUCGAAUGCUUAGGGCACGUCUCAUUUUUCAUUCAUGGAGAAAGGCAGCCUCCUAAAAUAUUUUCUGAGGAGAGAGGUAAAACCUUAGAAGCUUAAAGUUUACAAUUUCUUCGAUAGCCAUAAUGGCCCAAAGCUCACCCAUUCCGCUGUAGUUCCUUAUUCUUCCCAUGCCUGCCUUUCCACUUUUGCUUAGACUGCUAUAAUAUUUUUAUAAAAAAAGAAAAGAGAGAGACCAGUCUUUUUCCCCCUUGACUUUUAAAAUGAAUUAAUGAGUUUAUUAAAGCAAAUGAAAAAGUUAGAAAGUGUGACGUUUGUCUCUUUGUAGCGUAUAUGUAGCUUUUAAGAAAGACUGAACGGGGACUUCGCCAGUGGCCUAGCGGUUAAGACUCCCCUUCCAAUGCAGGGGCAUAGGUUCGAUCCCUGGUCGGGGAACUAAGAUCCCACAUGCCAUGUAGCACAGCAAAAAAAAAAAACAACAAAAACACGCUGACAGCAUGUUUCAGCUUGGGGUUUUUCCUGAGACGGUCGUGUGGGUUCUCCCCCUCUGCCGUGUCCGUGUGGUGCCUUACACUGAUACAUGCUUGUGUCGAACUUUCCUUGCUCGGCAGAGGUAGGCUCCAUCUGGCCAAGGUGUGUAAUCGUUUUAAUAUGCAGCUGAAGCAACACUUCCACGGACCCACCUCCUUAUAAGUUAGAAAAUGCCCCCCCUCCGUUUUCUGCCAGUGUUUGGGGGGGCUCCUGCAGAGGUGCUGGUCGGCGCCCUCGAGGCGCACACUGGCAGCAGCCUCAGCUUACUCCUUAAGAAAAAACCAUAGGACGACAGGGCUGCCCGGUGCUGAAGACGCUUCUUUGUGAAAUGAAAUGAUCGCCCUGGUCUUUCCAUGACUCCACUGACCUU